Solanum tuberosum (potato) is the source of this 579-nucleotide messenger RNA. RefSeq lists its product as uncharacterized. The transcript has a single exon. The coding region runs from base 1 to 579 and encodes 192 amino acids. Lineage: Eukaryota; Viridiplantae; Streptophyta; Magnoliopsida; Solanales; Solanaceae. The record is from RefSeq and is a predicted model, not a curated record.
AUGGUGGAAGUUACAGAUCCCAAUACUAGUUCUACAGGAAGCAAUGUUAUCGAUGUAAGUAAUCCUCUUUACAUUCAUCCAUCUGAUGGUCCCAGCCUGCCUCUUGUUCAGGUUGUAUUUGAUGGAAUCGGUUAUAGAUCUUGGAGGAGAAGUGUAAUGAGAUCCCUCUCUGUAAAGAACAAGUUAGGAUUCAUUAAUGGUGAGUGUAAGAAACCUGCACUCAAUUCUCCUCAAUAUCGACAGUGGGAAAGAUGUGAUAAUAUGGUCACAUCUUGGAUUCUUAAGUCUCUUGGAAAAGAAAUUGUUGAUAGUGUAGAGUAUGUUUCUGAUGCUCUCGAAUUGUGGAAGGAGUUGGAAGAAAGAUAUGAUCAAACAAAUGGGGCUAAGUUGUUUCAGAUCCAAAAGGAAAUCAAUGAUUUGAGUCAAGGUGUACUUGACGUGACUGUGUAUUAUACUAGGAUGAAGAAGCUGUGGGAAGAAUUGAACAAUCUGAGUGCUAAAGAUCAAUGUAGUUGUGUGUGUAUCUGUGGGGGAAAAGAGAACAUACAUAAGGCAGAGCAGGAUAGGAGACUCAUUUAA